CGCUUGGCCCGGCCAUAUGGGAAAAUGCAACUGAAGGAAUUGUUGUGAAAAAAGGGACAGCGAGUUUGAAAUAAAAGUUGUUAGAGUGGUACUGAGGAGAAAAAAGAAUCCGAGACCAUGUACUGCGCAUACACAAUCCCGGGCAUGGGCGGCAACUCUUUGAUGUACUACUAUAAUGGGAAAGCGGUCUAUGCUCCAUCAGCAAGCACUGCCGACUACAAUAGGGACUCGCCAGGCUACCCUUCCUCAAAGCCAGCAGCCAGCACUUUCCCUAGCUCCUUCUUCAUGCAAGAUGGCCAUCACAGCAGUGACCCUUGGAGCUCCUCCAGUGGGAUGAGUCAGCCUGGCUACGGAGGCAUGUUGGGCAAUUCUUCUCAUAUUCCACAGUCUAGCAGCUACUGCAGCCUGCAUCCACAUGAGCGUUUGAGCUAUCCAUCACACUCCUCAGCAGACAUCAAUUCCAGUCUUCCUCCGAUGUCCACUUUCCACCGUAGUGGCACAAACCACUACAGCACCUCCUCCUGCACGCCUCCUGCCAACGGGACGGACAGUAUCAUGGCAAAUAGAGGAAGCGGGGCAGCAGGCAGCUCCCAGACUGGAGACGCUCUGGGGAAAGCACUUGCUUCGAUCUAUUCUCCAGAUCACACUAACAACAGCUUUUCAUCAAAUCCUUCAACUCCUGUUGGCUCUCCUCCUUCUCUCUCAGCAGGCACUGCUGUUUGGUCAAGAAAUGGAGGUCAGGCCUCAUCAUCUCCCAAUUAUGAAGGACCCUUGCACUCCUUGCAAAGCCGAAUUGAAGAUCGUUUAGAAAGACUGGAUGAUGCGAUUCAUGUUCUCCGGAAUCAUGCAGUGGGCCCAUCCACAGCUGUGCCUGGUGGUCAUGGAGACAUGCACGGGAUCAUUGGACCUUCUCAUAAUGGAGCAAUGGGUGGUCUGGGCUCAGGGUACGGAACCGGCCUUCUUUCAGCCAACAGACAUUCACUCAUGGUGGGGGCCCAUCGUGAAGAUGGCGUGGCCCUGAGAGGCAGCCAUUCUCUUCUGCCAAAUCAGGUUCCGGUUCCACAGCUUCCUGUCCAGUCUGCGACUUCCCCUGACUUGAACCCACCCCAGGACCCUUACAGAGGCAUGCCACCAGGACUUCAGGGGCAGAGUGUCUCCUCCGGCAGCUCUGAGAUCAAAUCUGACGAUGAGGGUGAUGAGAACCUGCAAGACACAAAGUCUUCUGAGGACAAGAAAUUAGACGACGACAAGAAGGAUAUCAAAUCAAUUACUAGGUCAAGAUCUAGCAAUAACGACGAUGAGGACCUGACUCCAGAGCAGAAGGCAGAACGUGAGAAGGAGCGGAGAAUGGCCAACAACGCCCGGGAGCGCCUGCGGGUCCGAGACAUCAACGAGGCUUUCAAGGAGCUCGGCCGCAUGGUGCAGCUCCACCUCAAGAGUGACAAGCCUCAGACCAAGCUCCUGAUCCUCCACCAGGCCGUGGCUGUCAUCCUCAGCCUGGAGCAGCAAGUCCGAGAAAGGAAUCUGAAUCCGAAAGCAGCAUGUCUGAAAAGAAGGGAGGAAGAGAAGGUGUCCUCAGAGCCUCCCCCACUCUCCUUGGCUGGCCCGCACCCYGGAAUGGGAGAUGCAUCCAAUCACCUGGGACAGAUGUGAAAGGGUCCAAGUUGCCACAUUGCUUCAUUAAAACAAGAGACCACUUCCUUAACAGCUGUAUUAUCUUAAACCCACAUAAACACUUCUCCUUAACCCCCUUUUUUUGUAAUAUAAGACAAGUCUGAGUAGUUACGAAUCACAGACGCAAGAGGUUUCAGCAUUCCCAAUUAUCAGAAAACAGAAAAACAAACAAAAAAAAAAAAAAAAGAAAGAAAAAAGUGCAACUUGAGGGACGACUUCUUUAACAUAUCAUUCAGAAUGUGCAAAGCAGUAUGUACAGGCUGAGACGCAGCCCAGAGACUGAAUGGCAAUCUUUCCACACUGUGGAACAAUGCAUUUGUGCCUAAACUUCUUUUGGAAAAAAAAAAUAUAAUUAAUUUGUAAGUCUGAAAAAAAUAUUUAAUUUAAAAAAAAUUGUAAACUUGCAAUAAUGAAAAAGUGUACUUCUGAAGAAAAACUACAUGAACGUUUUUGUUGGUAUUCAAGUCAGCUAGUGUUUAUUAUUACUGGAUAUUGAAUAGGGGGAGCUCAGCUGCCCUAGUCACAAAACCAGCAAACGUCCUGAUGACAAGAAGUGAUGACAUUAGCCAUUCCUUAGGGUAGGAGGAACAGAUGGAUCUUAUAGACCUAUGACAAAUAUAUAUAUAAAUAUAUAUAUAAAUAUAUAUUAAAA
Molecule: messenger RNA, 2326 nt
Organism: Urocitellus parryii (Arctic ground squirrel)
Lineage: Eukaryota; Metazoa; Chordata; Mammalia; Rodentia; Sciuridae
Gene: Tcf4
Product: transcription factor 4
Biological process (GO): regulation of transcription by RNA polymerase II
Cellular component (GO): chromatin; transcription regulator complex
Molecular function (GO): DNA-binding transcription factor activity, RNA polymerase II-specific; RNA polymerase II cis-regulatory region sequence-specific DNA binding; protein dimerization activity
Source: RefSeq, a predicted model, not a curated record